UAAAGUUUCCACAACGAUUCAGAGAGAGAGAGAGAGAGAGAGAGAGAGAAUGGAAGGGGGAAAUAUAGUGAAGCUACAUGGACGGAGGAAUAGCCCAUUUUCUUUCAGGGUGGAACUGGCACUCAAAAUUAAGAGCAUACCAUAUGAGUUUGUGGAAGAAGAUUUGAACAACAAGAGUGAGUUAUUGCUCAAGUACAAUCCAGUUCACAAGAAAAUCCCUGUACUCGUACACAAUGGAUCGCCCAUUUCGGAGUCACUGGUCAUCCUCGAGUACAUUGACGAGGCUUGGAAGGAUAACGGGCCGCAGCUUCUGCCCAAGGAUCCAUAUUCCAGAGCGCAGGUUCGGUUCUGGACCAGUUUUCUCGCACAACGGCUAUUUAUGGCCACACGCCAAGUUUUAGUAACAGAAGGGGAAGCUCAAGAGAAAGCCAUCAAAGAGGCAAUUGACACACUGAAGAUCGCGGAAGAGGGAAUGCUGGAGUUUUUCCCAACCACACCCAUCACCAGUGAGAAUCAGCUGGGAGUCCUUGACAUUGUCAUAUGUUCAGUUCUGGGUUCCUACAAAGCAAUCGAAGAAGUGUUUGGUGCGAAACUCAUAGACCCGGAGAGGAAUCCGCUGGUGUUUUCAUGGCUGGAAGCUAUACUCAAUCUCCCUGCAGUGAAAGAGAUAAGGCUAACUCACGAGGAAACAGUGACUUUUCUUCAGAUCCUUCGAGUUAACUGGAAAGUUCAUUAGGCUUGAACUCACAUAUACAUGUUGUCAUAGGUCAAUCGGUGUAACGUGCCCCUUCUGUGCUCACCAGCCGCUUGUGUAAAAUCAGAAAUUCUAAUUGCAAGGAAGAUUUGCAAGGAACCACGCAAGGAAAAAUGCGUUUGGGCUCAUUCCGGAUCCCACAAAAAUCUAGAAAAAUAUUCAUAAUGUAAUAAUUAAGGCCAAUAUUGCCUUUCGUACUUCUUUUUAAUGAAUCAUGUUUCAACCCUGAUAUAUUGAUGAUUGAAGGGAGGAUUUAGUAAGGAUAUGAUAUGGGAUCUUUCUACCA
Messenger RNA from Rhododendron vialii, 1040 nucleotides. RefSeq names its product glutathione S-transferase U10-like. Gene Ontology annotation, biological process: glutathione metabolic process. Gene Ontology annotation, cellular component: cytoplasm. The coding region runs from base 50 to 736 and encodes 228 amino acids. Gene Ontology annotation, molecular function: glutathione transferase activity. NCBI's taxonomy places the organism in Eukaryota, Viridiplantae, Streptophyta, Magnoliopsida, Ericales, Ericaceae. The transcript is spliced from 2 exons. The record is from RefSeq and is a predicted model, not a curated record.